UAGUCAGAAGCAGAGUAUGAUUCAGAGAUUUCUGCGUUCUCUCUAAUUCACUCGUUGCGACUUAGAUAUCAAUGCUUGGCGUUGUUGUAUAGGUCAAUCCGUGACUUUAGCGAGUAUGACUCGAAGCUACCCGCGCGCGCAAAUCCAUCUGGCCACUUGUCAGUCAUUAUCAACAGGCGCACAACCAUUCUCGGAUCCUCUCUGUCCAAACAAACACUUCCAAGGCUCAUAUGAUGUGGUCGAGAUGGACUCCAGACCUCACAACCUGCCUCUUGAGGUUGUCCUUCAGAUCUGUCAAGCUCUGCCUCUUCGAAGUAUUGUCUGCGUCGCCUUGACUAGUAGAGAGCUCUAUCACGCGCAAGCUUUGCAAAAACUGUGGCGAUCAAGGCUCACAGGACUGAAUCCUAAGCAUCGGCUUUGUGAUUGCCCCCGACUCCUCGAAGCACGCGCUUUCAAGUUGAGAUCCGAAGAAACCGAGAUGCUGUACAUGAGGACGGAUAUCUGUAAUCAUGAGCUCCUCCUAACUCUGGAAUUACUGGAUCGAGAUUUGCCUGAGCACUGGUUAUGCGAUCUCUGCAUGAAGCUCCAUAAGCGUGUUGCUCAAACAGAGGAUGGCUUGACUUAUCGACCCUGCACGCUCAGUCAAAGCAAUGGACUGUUCUAUCGUCUUGCUCCAUGGGACUACCAGUUCCAAUUCGAGGACGCGCAGCAAGUCAUGAAGCGGUACAUAUAUGGGGCCCCUCAUGGUCUGCCCUUCGAAAUGAUCCAGAUGGACCAGAAAUGGGAAUCCAUAAGCGACUGGUCGCCGAGAGCGUUGGGCUCCACAGAGCCGUCGCCCUUGAUCUGGAAGAAGAGCAUAGAAGUGAAGCCGGAGAUUGUGUUCAGCAGCGGUCCGGUCCUAACUCUGUGGACGAAGCAGCGCCUCUUCUUCCCCAGCGUAUACAUAGGGAUAUUGGGAUUGAGAUCGCAUGACUGGGCCAGGGAGAUCGGCCAAAAAGCAGAGACCCACUUUGCAAUCUGCUGCCAUGCGAACGAUACCGGAAGACACGUUGCUGCGCUACUGGAUCAGCCUUCACGCUUAUGUAGAGCCAGUCCUGAACUAAGACGAUGCGAUGUGUGCUUGACCGAGUAUGCGUUUUUCGUCUACCAGGAAUACAACAAGGAUAGUGUCGAAAUUGUUUUAUCAACGUGGACGAGUCUUGGAUCCUGCAAGCAUUCGUUUCUUCCCGCAUGGUUGACCAGCUCUUGGCUCACCAGUGAGCUCACUUGGUUCGGAGAACGAGGCUCCUUCGCAUUUCCAAAGCCCUUCCACAACAACACGAGCGAGUUCUACGACCAUGCAGCGUUCCGGAGGGCCAUGGUUCUUGCUCGAAGCACGAAACGCAACCCUCCAUCGGACAUGAUCGGUCGACUGGAGCCCUCGGUGUCGAAGGAAUCGGAUGUAAUGCUUGUUCAAACAGUCUCUGAUUCCAGUGAUAUCUAGAGACAUGCUAUCGUACUAGACUCCAAAACAUCGCCGUAUCCGACUAGGAGGUCCAGUUGGGAAAAGAGGAUGUGGCCACAGGAAAGCGGCAAGCAAUUUUCUGGCUUGACAUGAAGAUCAGAGAAUGUCAAAUGUUGGGGAAAGGAAAGUUGGGCAAAUUGGUGGAAAUCUUAACAAUCAUAUCUCAUUAGGCAGAUUGGAAUCCUGUGCGUCAUCUUGUCUUUGUCGU
This is a messenger RNA of Aureobasidium pullulans EXF-150, 1712 nucleotides long. RefSeq lists its product as uncharacterized. The transcript has a single exon. The record is from RefSeq and is a predicted model, not a curated record. NCBI's taxonomy places the organism in Eukaryota, Fungi, Ascomycota, Dothideomycetes, Dothideales, Saccotheciaceae. Bases 116 to 1483 code for a protein of 455 amino acids. Gene Ontology annotation, molecular function: protein binding.